AUGCAGCUCCUAUCUUUCACGUCAAUUGUCCUGGCAUCUUGGGCUUUCCAGAAAACGGCCGCUCUCCCCGAAAUUCAAAAGAACAACAACAUCAUUGCCGUCGCCCAGAUUGUGCAGCAGAAGCACCCUGAGGCAUAUGCUGCGUUCCAGAACUCGUCUCUCAUCAUCCUCGGGGCGACCACUCAGAAGCGACAAGAGGUCCCCGGAGAUGGAAACCCUGACCCUAACCGGCCACCGGUGAUUCCCGACAACAUCUUCCUCCUUCAAUGCUCCGAGGCCGGAUUCCUUGGUGAAUGUCUCUCGUGGGGCGCCCCGCCUGGUCGAUGUGUCAACUACUCGAGCUUCAACAAGACUCGGGCUUUCUUGGAUAAGUACGAAAACCAAACUACUUCAUUGAGCUCAAACAACGGUGGUCUUUGCCAGUUCUACAAGUUCAUCAACUGCAACAACAAGGGAGAUGACCGCGGCGUGUCUAUGGGCUACAAUUACAACCUCGCCGUAGCUGAUAAUGGUUACUCCGGUGACUAUGACAAGCAGAUUAGCUCUUGUAAGUGCUCCUAA
This is a messenger RNA of Colletotrichum orchidophilum, 561 nucleotides long. RefSeq lists its product as uncharacterized. The coding region runs from base 1 to 561 and encodes 186 amino acids. The record is from RefSeq and is a predicted model, not a curated record. Lineage: Eukaryota; Fungi; Ascomycota; Sordariomycetes; Glomerellales; Glomerellaceae. The transcript is spliced from 3 exons.